Molecule: messenger RNA, 1092 nt
Organism: Penicillium alfredii
Lineage: Eukaryota; Fungi; Ascomycota; Eurotiomycetes; Eurotiales; Aspergillaceae
Exons: 1
Coding region: 1-1092 (363 amino acids)
Source: RefSeq, a predicted model, not a curated record
AUGACCAAGAUCUCAAGCAACCGCUCCUUUCGAGCACUAACAUCUGCCUUUGUUGUUACGAUCCUUCUGCUAUAUACCAUCAAAUUGAAGCAUGAAUCGACAGCAUCUCCGCCUGCGAUACAACACAUCCCCAAACAUUCAAUUCCAUCCGAACGUUCGAUUCCCUCUGAAAUUUCGAUUCCGCAGAGCUCUCCCGCUCCUGAAGUCCUCAACGAAAGACACCGUCCCCGGGUCAAAAAAAGGAAAUCAGAUACCACUGUCCCCAGUGACGGGGAUACGACGGACACCAGCCCUAUAGUCCCUGGUGUUGACAAGGUGAUCCACAAGUCUAGAGAAAAUGGGAAAUUGGAGAAGGGAGCAACAUCUUUGUUCUACACGGGAUUACCAGGUGGUGUCAAGGGCUGGCAGAAAGACGUCGAGAUGUGUCUCAAAUGGGCAAAGAAGAACAUUCGCGACAAACACCGUCCAAACCAGGAAGUGGAGCUUGUUGCUUUUGGCGAUGUGAUCAGCGAAACAUGGCGAGAGACAAAAUACGCAGGCAUCGUCAGGCCAUUCGAGAAGUCGCCGGGAGCCAGCCUGAAAGCCGAAGAGAAAGAUGCCACCGCCGCAGAGAAAGACUGGAAAGCCCCCAAAUACAAAGAUAUAAAACAGGAAUGGGGUUGGCAGGUCAAAGAGCCAUUUGAAAAGGCAAUUUCGACUGCAUUCGCCCAGCUUAGCGCUGGGGUAGUCUAUCUAUGCACCCCGAAUGACCACGUCUGGAACCCAGAAAGGACAUGGGGAAAAUUCGAAUACCCUGUCCUGACAAGAGAAAGUGGGAUGGUCUCGAAAAUCAUUCGAUACGAUCCAUUCGAGUACAAGAAAGAUAAGGAUGGGAAGCUUGUCACAAUUAGUGACAAUGAAGAAAGCCCGGAAAAGCCCAUUACGUUCCGCCCCAGGACGGUUUGGGACCGUUCAAAAGACAAAUUGACAUCGGAUGACACGGUGAAUGUGGCGUCGAGAAAUUCCUUUUUACUCGACGAAUUGAAAAAAGAGGACUAUCCGUCAGGAAACUGGAGAGCAUAUGACGAUGAUAACGGAGUAGAAGAGUGUUAA